This is a messenger RNA of Phytophthora nicotianae INRA-310, 1324 nucleotides long. RefSeq lists its product as hypothetical. The coding region runs from base 1 to 1281 and encodes 426 amino acids. The record is from RefSeq and is a predicted model, not a curated record. Lineage: Eukaryota; Oomycota; Peronosporomycetes; Peronosporales; Peronosporaceae. The transcript is spliced from 4 exons.
AUGAGCGCUGCACGUAACCACGACAUCUGUCGCUUUUUCUUCGCCGUCUCUGCGGACCACUACCACAUGUGCUACUACUGUGGGACGCAGCCUGCCUCGAACAUGUAUCAGUGGAUUGAGUGGAUCGCCUCCCGCAACAUGCCUUUGAGCGAGGUUGACGAUCCACUCACAAGAAGCAUGUCCAAGCUAAAGGCAGUCUGCUCAAAGACUCUCAAGCGCUACAUGUCAUUGCUUAUGACGGCUGUCGAGGCCCAGAUUAGUGCAGAGAUGCCAGGCCUGUAUGGCUAUAAGUCCACGCUCUAUCUAGAGAAUUGCGUGGCUCUUUACGGUGUGUAUUGGCAGAAGGGGCAGCUCAAGCUUGUGCUACUUGCUAUUGCACCAAUGGAGGAAGAACCGAGCCUAUCGUUUCUGAUUGGUGAUAAUUGCGCUACCAACCAAGCUAUUGCGAUACUCCUCAACGUCCCCCUAAUUGGCUGUGCCUCUCACCGCUUUAAUCUGGCUGUGAACUCGUAUUUGAGCUACUACAAGACGGAAGUUGAAGCAGUGAGCGCGCUUAUGGCAGCGCUGCGCACGAUCAAUUACCGCGCCGCUUUGCUUAAGUACACGUCCCUGUCCCCUAGAAGACCGAACGCGACACGGUGGAGCUCCACCGUCGAGAUGGUGGCUCGCAAUGUGCGUUGCCGUGACGAAAUCAAGCGGGUUGAUAUCGUCUUCGACCUCGCCCCCAAGGCAACAACGCACCGGCGGAUCGAAGCUCUACAGGAGGACCUACGCGACUUCCAAAGCGUCACCCUUAAGCUACAGCUAGAGGCCCUAACACUCGCAGACGUUCGCGUGUUGUUCGACUCCGUCGCGGAGCACUUCCCAUCUACGAAGGCCAAGCUGAGUGCUACUGCUCCAAUUGUCCAUUCUCCUGCUUUUGAGGUGGCGACGGUGAAGGUAAUUAACGGAGAGGUGGGACGGCUGACGUCCAGUGAGUGCAAGGCCAUCAAGCACUUCGAGGUGGCGGCGGCACCAGCGAGCUCAGGCUCGAAGCGCAAGCAGCGGGACGACGAAGAGGCGGAAGGGGACUUUGCGACAUCCGGGUUGCACGCCAGGAACGCGAGCGGGUCCCCGCUGACAGCGGCAUUGUACACGGAGCUCCUGAAGAAGCUUCCGACUACCAGCAACCGUUGUGAAAGGCUUUUCUCCCAAACUAAGCUGGUUCUGACUCCCCAGAGAGCCUUGUUGUUGCCGGUAAACUUCGAAAUUCUGAUGUUCUUACGCGCUAACAGAAAUUAAUGGAAUGUGUCUAACAUGCCGGGCGUGUACGACAGAUAUGAGC